Molecule: messenger RNA, 2415 nt
Organism: Bicyclus anynana (squinting bush brown)
Lineage: Eukaryota; Metazoa; Arthropoda; Insecta; Lepidoptera; Nymphalidae
Product: glucose dehydrogenase [FAD, quinone]
Exons: 7
Coding region: 297-2162 (621 amino acids)
Molecular function (GO): oxidoreductase activity, acting on CH-OH group of donors; flavin adenine dinucleotide binding
Source: RefSeq, a predicted model, not a curated record
ACCGGCCUUAAAUGUUAAAUUAAUACCCUGCGUGCUGCCCGACACGGCCAAUGUAAUAUUAACCUCUACGAGCAUAGUGCGUGUGCGAAAAAAAUUACAAAAUGUACCCAAAAAUAACCCUCUUAAUCGCAUGUUCUAUAUUUACUCAGUGAUACGUAGUUGUAUUGUAAAUAUUAUGAAGUGUAUACAAAAUUUAUUGAAUGUGUUUUUUUAGUGUUUUUUAAAUUUAUUUUAAUACUCUGGAUUCUCAUGAUAUUUUGUAUCUAAUAAAGGUAUGAAAUCCAAUGUGAAUCAAAAUGCGAAUAUCAAUUUUCAUAUGCUUUAUUCUUAGCAUAUCUGGUGUUUCAUUGGAAAGGUACAACAUAUUUGAUAUCUGGACAAAUUUAUUUAGACCACCUCAAAAUGAAAACGAAGGAUUCAUUCCCGAUUACAAUCCAAAGAAUGGACAAGAAUAUGAUUUCAUUGUCGUAGGAGCGGGCUCGGCGGGCUGCGUUGUAGCUAAUAGACUGUCAGAAGUACCACAAUGGAAAGUGUUACUAUUAGAGUCUGGAGGCAAUGAAAAUUAUUUCUCCGAUAUACCAAUAUUUGCUCCAUUCCUUUCUAUUACACCGAUGAAUUGGGGAUAUACCUCUGAACCGGAACAAAAAGCCUGUCGAGAUUUAAGAGGACACGUUUGCUACCUACCAAGAGGUAAAGUGCUCGGAGGUAGCAGUGUUUUGAACUUUUUGAUUUAUCAAAGAGGGCACCCCGAUGAUUACAACGAUUGGGUUCGAAUGGGUAAUGAUGGCUGGAGCUAUGAGGAGGUUUUGCCAUAUUUUAAGAAAUCAGAGAAUAUUAAAAUACAAGAACUUAAAAACUCAACUUAUCAUGGGUUAGGAGGAUACCUUGACAUUGAUCAUGCUCCUUACAGUUCUUCGUUAAAUACUGCAUUUAGAGAAGCCGGAGAAGAACUCGGUUACGAAUGGAAUGAUCCCAAUGGAGAAAAAUUAAUCGGGUUUUCAAAACCCCAAGCAACUAUGAGAAAUGGUAAACGAUGCAGUUCAUCGAAAGCUUUUCUAGAACCAAUAAGAUUUAGAAGAAAUUUAAAAGUUUCAAAACAUUCAACUGUUACAAGGAUUAUUAUAGAUCCCUUUACGAAUAUCGCUAAGGGGGUAGAAUUCAUAAAAAAUAAUAAAAGGAGAAAAGUUUACGCUCGGCGUGAAGUAAUAUUAUCGGCCGGGUCUAUAGGAUCGGCACAACUUUUGAUGUUGUCUGGAGUAGGACCCAAAGAACACCUUCGAGAAUUAGGAAUCAAUAAUCUAGUCAAUCUACCAGUGGGGUACAACUUGCAAGAUCACGUGACUUUCUCUGGAAAUGCAUUUAUCGUAAAUGCGAGCGGACUUUGUAUAAACGACAUAACAGCGGCUUCACCAUCAUCAGCUGCAGCCUACAUGAUGGGUGACGGGCCGCUGACCAUCCCGGGCGGUGCGGCGGGCCUCGCCUUCACUCAGACGGAGUUCGCGCGCGACCUGGCGCCGGGUCGGCCUGACAUCGAACUGGUGAUGGGCGCAGGCUCGCUCGCUGGCGACUUGCUCGGAAUAAUACGAUCUAUGCUGGGUAUCACGGACAACUGGUACAGAGAGGUUUAUGGUUCCCUACCUCUGGAAGACCGGCAGCGUUCGUUCUCCCUCAACCCCAUACUGAUCCGACCCCGCAGCGUGGGCCGGGUCACACUCCGCUCCUCGAACUUCAGCGAUCAACCCAAAAUACACCCCAACUACUUCGAACACCCAGACGACUUGCAAGCUAUGAAGGAAGGAGUCAGAUUUGCUCAACGGGUCAUCAACACAAAUGGUUUCCAACGGUUUGGCACUAGGCUACACAGCGCGCCAUUCCCGAACUGUGAAGGUUUCCUUUUCAACUCUGAUGAAUACUGGGAGUGCGCUAUCAUGCAGACAUCAAUAACAUUGGAUCAUCAGGUUGGAACAUGCAAAAUGGGACCAAAAAGUGACCCCACCGCUGUGGUAUCACCUCGAUUACUUGUACACGGUAUGCAAAGACUGCGGGUUGUUGACGCUUCCGUCAUACCAAGGAUACCAGCUUCGCACACUCAUGCGCCAGUUGUAAUGAUAGCUGAAAAAGCUUCAGACCUCAUCAAAGAAGACUGGGAAGGCAGCAUUUAGUAAUUCUAAUGAAACAAAUAACUAUGAGUAUCAUGUCUGAUCAUGUGAACUAGAUCCCCUGUUUGGAUCGCAAGAUUUUUAAUUUUACUUGUAUAACUUGUAAAUCAAAUACACAGAAGGACAACCAGUACCUAGUUUAGUUUGGACAAAUAUGUAUAUUUAUUAUUUCACAUACUAGUCAUAAUAAUUAUAAUAUUAAUUAAAGCAUUAGUUAUAGGCAUACAUACACAUAGAACAAAAACCUGUUGAUAUU